Molecule: messenger RNA, 1284 nt
Organism: Venustampulla echinocandica
Lineage: Eukaryota; Fungi; Ascomycota; Leotiomycetes; Helotiales; Pleuroascaceae
Product: 1,3-beta glucanase
Exons: 3
Coding region: 1-1284 (427 amino acids)
Biological process (GO): glucan catabolic process
Cellular component (GO): extracellular region; cell surface
Molecular function (GO): glucan exo-1,3-beta-glucosidase activity
Source: RefSeq, a predicted model, not a curated record
AUGGGUCUUCUCAAGGCUUUGACACUGGCAGCAGCAGGUCUAGCAGUUGUGCAUGCCAAGCCACUUCGCGAACGCCAACUCGCCUUCAACUAUAACGAUGACAAAGUCCGAGGAGUCAACCUAGGGGGCUGGCUCGUCCUUGAGCCCUGGAUUACCCCAUCGCUAUUCGAACCAUGGGCCAACGGUGGAGGAGUUGUCGAUGAAUACACCUUCACACAAGUACUGGGACAAUCCGCCGCUCAGAACCGGCUAGAACAGCACUGGGCAACAUUCAUAACUGAAGCAGAUCUUAAGGAGAUUGCUUCGGUAGGGUUGAAUCACGUUCGGAUUCCCGUUGGGUAUUGGGCCCUCAAUCCAGUGGCGGGCGAUCCAUAUGUGCAAGGUCAACUUCCAUAUCUCGACCUCGCCAUCAAGUGGGCAAGAGGUGCGGGCCUGAAGGUCAUGCUUGACUUACACGGCGCACCCGGGUCCCAAAACGGUUUCGACAACAGCGGCCGCUUCGGAUCAAUCGCCUGGCAGUCGGGCGACAAUGUCCCAAAUACCCUGGCCGCAAUUCAAACCCUUGCCAACCGCUACAAGGACGACACCGACGUGGUAACUUCAAUUGAAUUGCUGAACGAGCCGGCAAAUUGGGGCAAUGAUAUGAACCUUAUGAAGAAGUUCUACUACGACGGCUGGGGCAACGUGCGCACCACCAGCAGUGAAACCGCCGUCGUGAUCCACGAUGCCUUUCUCGACGUCCAGUCCUACUGGAAUGGCUUCAUGGGUGCCGGCAGCGGCGUCAACAACGUUAUCCUCGACACCCACAUCUACCAGAUCUUCUCCGAUGGCGAAGUCGGCAUGAACCCCUGCGAGCACGUCCAAAAGGCCUGCUCUGCUGGGCCCAAGGUUGCGGGAACCGACAAAUGGCUUGUAGUCGGCGAAUGGACGGGCGCGCAAACGGACUGCGCGAGAUGGUUGAAUGGAUUAGGAAAAGGCGCUCGAUACGACAAGACGUUCCCAGGCGCCAAGAACUACCACGGCAACUGCCAGGGCAAAUUCCAAGGCACGGUCGAUGGCAUGCUGGAGGUCGACAAAGUAAACCUGGAGUACUAUCUGGAGGCUCAGCUCGAUGCAUACGAGAGACACUCUGGAUGGGUGUUCUGGACAUGGAAGACGGAGACUGCGCCGGAAUGGCACUUCCAGAACCUGACCCGCGCGGGAUUAAUUCCGCAGCCGCUGACCUCCAGGAAGCAUCCCGGACAGUGCGAUACAUCCACCUGUAUGAUCCCCGGGAACCAAUAA